This is a messenger RNA of Helianthus annuus (common sunflower), 810 nucleotides long. Its product is annotated as CASP-like protein 3A1. The transcript is spliced from 3 exons. Lineage: Eukaryota; Viridiplantae; Streptophyta; Magnoliopsida; Asterales; Asteraceae. The record is from RefSeq and is a predicted model, not a curated record. Bases 73 to 669 code for a protein of 198 amino acids.
CUGUUCAGUCACGGACGUCUCUAUUUUCCACCAUUUUUAUACACCUUCAUUUUGUCUGAUCAUCAAAACAACAUGACAAACGAUCUCAAACCGCCACCGGAAUCCGCCACACAGCUGCCGGCCGAUCAAACCACCACCACCACGGUCGGCAAGUUGUCACGAAACUACGACGUAAUGCAUGUGGUGUUACGGAUUGUUAGCUUAUCUGCUUCAUUGAUUUCGAUUGCUGUACUCACUUCUGCUAAGGAGAAAUCAACUGUUUUGAUCUAUGGAUUUCAACUUUCUCUUUACUCCAAGUGGUCCUUUUCUGGAUCCUUUGAGUAUUUGGUUUGUGUAUCCGCAGUUGUAGCGUUCCACUCUCUUCUUCAACUAGUCAUGACAUCAUCAAGAAUGUUAAGAAAGUCGUCGAUCUUUUCGUCUAGAAACCAUGCGUGGAUCAUUUUCGCUAGUGAUCAGGUGUUUGCGUAUGCGAUGAUGAGUGCCGUAUCGGCUGCGACAGGCGUGACCAACUUGAACCGAACAGGAAUCAAACACCCACCUUUACCCAAUUUCUGUAAGCCGUUGCAUAGCUUCUGUGAUCGCGUUGGGGUUUCAAUUGCGUUUGGAUUCUUCAACUGCUUCUUGCUUGCCGUUUCAACGGUUCUUGAUGUCGUUUGGUUAACUAAUUAGUUUUCGAGUUUCAAUACUAGGGUUAUGUUUAGACUAGAUUAUUAUGUAUUUAUCUGUUGCGGAUAUAUUGAGAUUAAUACGUAGACGGUCUAUAAAAACACAUAUCGAUAUAUGCACUAUUUAACUCUCUUUCGAUUACUA